Molecule: messenger RNA, 1584 nt
Organism: Diorhabda sublineata
Lineage: Eukaryota; Metazoa; Arthropoda; Insecta; Coleoptera; Chrysomelidae
Product: alpha-tocopherol transfer protein-like
Exons: 5
Coding region: 275-1129 (284 amino acids)
Cellular component (GO): membrane
Molecular function (GO): phosphatidylinositol bisphosphate binding
Source: RefSeq, a predicted model, not a curated record
ACGUUGGAAAACUAUUCUAUCAGGGAAUCGUGUCUAAUUGCCAUUAUUGACAUUGAAAUAUUUUGCUAUGCAGUUAACAUGUUAAACAAAGUUUAUAGAAACUGAGUUUGUAGUUAUCCUUACUACAAAAUUAUUGAUAAACAACUAAUUUAUACAUACAGCAAAAAUUUCAUAUCAUUAUUGUGAACUUUAGAAGAAUUGUUUCAAUGAAACGUAAGUUUAUCGUGUGCGGGUACAGCCAGUAAUAAUCACAUUAUAAGACAAAAUAUUGAUCAUGUCCUUGCCAUACGAAUUUUCUGCCAAAGAAAUAAUAUUGCAGGGAAAAACAACAAAAGAAAACAUUGAAGUUAUAAAAACGUGGUUGCUAGAAAGUGGAAGUGAUUUUGUUCCUACAAUUUUAUGCGAUGAAUUGAUUGUGUUGUUCCUUUUGUCUUGUGAGAAUAAUGUUGAAAAUACGAAAAUUACUAUAACUGGACAUUAUGAAAUCAAGGCUGGAGCGCCUGAACUUUUUAAUAACAGAAAUGUUAGCGGUGCUGACAUACAAACAGUUUUAGAUACUUGGAUAAUUACAAUUUUUCCUGUCAGAGGCAAAAAUAAUAAUGCUAUCCAUUAUUUUCAAUUGGAAGACGACGAUGUUAGGAAGAUGGACAAUAUAGCUUUUUUAAAAACGAUCCUCAUGCUUAUAGAUAUCACACAAGAAAAAGAUCCACCUGAUGGAUUCAUAAAUAUAGUUGAUUUAAAGGCAUCACGUUUGAGACAUGUGACAAAGUUUAAGUUGGAUGCUACAAAAAAAUACCUCACUUACAUUCAAGAAGGAUUGCCAAUUAAAUUGAAUGCAAUACACUUAAUAAAUACUAAAGGUUUUGUCAUUAAAUUAUUCAACGUUCUCAAGGCUUGCAUUAGAAGUGAACUGUUUGACAAGAUACAUUUUUAUCCACAAAAUAUUCCACAGGAAAUUUUGGAAACGAUGGCUCCUAAAGAAGGUUUGCCUCAGGAAUUUGGUGGAGAUUUACCCUCUUUGAAGGAACUUCAUCAACAUACUAAAAAGCAGUUUGAUCAGAGACAAGAGUAUUGGAUAGCAGAAGAGAGAAUUCGUAAAAAUUGUUCACAUUUUCAUUCUAAGUCCUAGCGAAAUAAUUGAAUAACUUGUCUAUUGUCAUAUAAUAUAUUUAAGAUAUAAAUUUUAUUCGCAGUUCCUUAUUCUAGAGCAAAGCACAUAUUAAACGAAGGUUAUAGGUUAAUGUUUGUGAAAUAUGAAAUUUGAAGGACUUUGAAUAGUGAUUACAAAAUGCUGCAAAAAUUGAAAAACUGCAAUAACUCUGAAUUAUAUUUACAAGCUUCAAAUUAAGCCGAUUCAAAGAAAAGCACAACGAUUAUAUUCGGAGAAGUUAUAUUUUUUUACAACCUUGGCAAAUUUUUAUGUCUUACGACUGCUUCGAGCUGUAUAAUUUUUGCAAUAAAUUAUGAUUAUUUAGUAUCAUCCAAAAAGUUUGGAAAUUGAGUUUUCUAUAAAUUAACAUUAAAAAACCGAAAUAAAUACAUAGUUCGCUUCUCUUCCGGCAAAACUGAUAGCUGUUAUUGAAG